This is a messenger RNA of Solea senegalensis (Senegalese sole), 5073 nucleotides long. RefSeq lists its product as uncharacterized. NCBI's taxonomy places the organism in Eukaryota, Metazoa, Chordata, Actinopteri, Pleuronectiformes, Soleidae. Gene Ontology annotation, molecular function: DNA helicase activity; ATP hydrolysis activity. Gene Ontology annotation, biological process: DNA repair; telomere maintenance. The record is from RefSeq and is a predicted model, not a curated record.
AUGUUGGCAUUGCCUAAAGGCGGGCAAAAUGGAGUACAUGGUCCUGUGACAUGUGUUCCAGCUAACAUUGUUCAGACUAGCAAUGUGCUGCCCCGUUCCACUAUGGAAGGGUCUUUGCUACCUGUAAAACUGAAACGUAAGCUAACUUACAAAGGGCAUUACAGGUAUCAGUAUGUUGACACUUUGCAUAUUAGGGAAGCCUUGCGGUAUUUAAAACAGGCUAAUGUGCAUUAUAAAGACAUUGAGUUUAAUGAGGAGUGGCUCAAUGAAUUAGGCAGACAACCAGAUGUAGAGGAUGUAGAAGUAGGUAGUGAUGCUAGAGGAGGAUGUAGUGAGGAAAUGGCAGAUGUUGAAGAACAGAUUUUGCAUGAUGGACAGCAGGACUGUAUGUUACAGGACACUUGCUCCAUGGCUGUUGAUGUUGAGGAGGAAUCCCUAGAUCAGUAUUUUGAUGAUAUGCUGAGCCAGGAGAAAAGACAGGAAAGAUUGUGUGACACAGUAGAAAGUGGUGAUGCAACUUUAGAGGGUGAAGAUGAACUUUUGCAUGAUCGACAGCAGCACUGUAUGUUCCAGGACACCUGUCUCAUGCCUGUUGAUGUUGGUCAGGAAGCUCUGGAUCAGUAUUUUGACGAUAUACUGAAUCUGGCUCCAGGAGAAGGGAACAGUCCUGUGAAAAUGCUGUCUGAUCUUGCAAAUGAAGCCAAAUGCUUCCCAGUGUUGUUCCCCCUGGGACACAACACCUAUCAUGAGAGUAGGCCAUAUCGUUUGACAAUGUCACGAUAUCUUAGCAACAGGAUUCUACAUGCUGAUAGCAGGUUUGCUCAGAAUGUAGAAUACAUCUUUUUUGGUCAGUACAUGUCUGAAAUUCAACAGGUUGUGUCCAGUGUGUCGAUUGCGUUACGAAAAGGAAAGGGAGACGGUACGACACAAAAGGUGAGCAACCGCUUGUUGAAAGAUGACGAGUCUUUGAAGAAGCUGUUGCAGUAUGAUGAAGGGUAUCGUUUUCUCAAACCGAUCAGAGGUACCCCGUCUUUUUGGCAAGGAGUACAGCUUGACUUGAUUGCUUGUGUUCGUCAGCUGGGUAUUCCUACGUGGUUCUGUUAAUUUUCUUCUGCUGAUCUGCGGUGUACUAAUCUUCUGCACAGUAUUCUGAAGCAGGAAGGGAGAACUCAGACAGUAGAAAGUUUGGAGUGCAGAUGUGACCUGCUCCGACGUAAUCCUGUCACUGCUGCCAGGAUGUUUGAUUUCCGCUGGCAUGUUUUUCUGAAUUUUUCUGAGGUUCUCAAGUCUCCAUUGCAUCCAAUCGGUAAAAUUAUUGACUACUUUUACCGAGUGGAAUUUCAGCAGCGAGGUUCGCCUCAUGUUCAUUGUCUGUUUUGGAUUGAGAAUGCCCCCAAGAUAGACGAAAACACAGAUGAAGAGGUAGUUCAGUUCAUCGACAAGUAUGUAACAUGUGAACUACCUUCACAAGACGAAGGUUUACUUGACAUUGUGACAUCUGUGCAGCAACAUUCAAAGAGGCAUUCAAAGACGUGUAGGAAGAAUAAAACUGUUUGUCGGUUCAACUUUCCCAGACCUGCUUCCUCACAGACAUUUGUGUGCCACACCACGGAAGAUGAGGCAUCCAAAAACAUGUGCCAAUGUAAGAAUGUUGAUGUCAACACAAAUCAGGUAAUAUGCACAUGUGGGAAACAGGGUCAGGACAAGCCUGAGAAGAUGGAUAAAGAGCUUGCCUCUAACAUUUUGAAAGCAAUCAAGAGUGCUCUGUCAAAUGAGGACCUUACCUUUGAUACCACAGAAAAUUUGUUUCAAUCUUUGGGUAUCAAUCAAGCCCUUUUUGAGGCUGCAUACAAACGUUGUGCCAGAAAAACACACGUUGUUUUAAAAAGGCAGCCUAAUGAAGUUUGGAUUAAUCAGUAUAGUAAACCACUGCUAAAAUGCUGGAAUGCAAAUUUGGACAUCCAGUAUGUGGUUGAUGCAUAUGCCUGCAUUGUCUACAUCAUAUCUUACAUUUCCAAGGCAGAGCGGGAAUUGUUGUUGGCAAAUGCCCAGAAAGAGGCUAGUAAAGGUAAUGUCAGUGCAAAACAAGCAUUGAGAAACUUGGGCAGUGUUUAUCUUCACAACAGAGAUGUGUGUGCUCAAGAGGCAGUUUAUAGAUUAACAAACAUGCAUCUCAGGGAAAAUUCUAGGAACGUUGUGUUUGUCCCAACAGGGGAAAAUGUUGUGAAAAUGAGCCUGCCUAUAAAUGUGUUGAGGGAAAAAGCAACUGCAAAUGAACUUACCACUUCAGACAUGUGGAUGACUAGUUUGGUUGAGCGUUACAAGAAUCGACCAAACAACAGCACAUUUAAUAACAUGUGCAUAGCAACAUUUGCUUCAGAAUAUCGUAUUCUGACAAAAAAUCAAAAAUCCAAGAACCCAAUUAAAUUGAACAAUAAUUGUGGUUUUGUCACUAAAAGAACACAAACACAAACGGCAGUUGUUCGUUAUAUGCGCGUUUCUGAGACCAAAAAUCCAGAAUUAUUUCACAUGACUGUUUUGCAGUUGUUUUUGCCCUAUCGCGUAGACGAGCAGUUGAAGCCUCCAAAUUUUGAAUCGUUUGAACAGUUUUAUGAUGAUGGUCAUGUUAGGUUGAGUGAUGGGUCAUUUCAGUCUGUCAAAUCAGUGGUUGACCAAAACAGAGGCAGGUUUGAAAAAAUUGACUCAGCAACAUUGACUAAUAUCCAGGAAUCGGUAGAUCUCAGCGAUGAAUUUGAAGAUGCCUGGGCUCAACUGUGCCCAGAGCAAGAGAUCGAGCGAGCUGAUAGCAAUCAGGAACGGACAGAGAGCAGACAGGUUGUGGAGGAAAACGAAACCGAAAACAUUCCAGAUUUAGCGGUCACCAGUGAACAGGUUGCACAUUUGGAAAAGAAAACCAACAUCAUGUGCAGAAGUGACGGAUUGGCUUUGAUUAGGUCUUUGAAUGAAACACAGCUGUCUAUUUUCUAUGAAAUUCGUCAGUGGUGUUUGGCCCAGAUCAACGGUCAAAACCCUGAUCCAUUUCAUGUGUUCAUCACAGGUGGUGCAGGGACAGGGAAGAGUCAUUUGAUCAAGGCCAUUCAAUAUGAGGCAACGAGGUUAUUGUCACCAGUGUGUCGUCAACCUGACAACAUUUGUGUCCUGUUAACCGCUCCCACUGGGAUUGCUGCAUACAAUUUGCAUGCAUCAACUAUACACAGCACGUUUAGCAUUGGAAAGGAUGUGCGCUUGCCAUACACCCCUUUGGGUGAAGAGAAGCUCAAUUCUUUGCGGGCUAAAUAUGUUGAUUUGCAGAUAUUGAUAAUUGAUGAGAUAUCAAUGGUGGACCAUAACCUCUUAGCUUAUAUUCACGGCAGAUUGAGGCAAAUUAAACAGACCGGUGACUAUUCCCCAUUUGGGAACGUCAGCGUGAUUGCUGUUGGAGAUUUUUUCCAGCUUCCUCCAGUCCGAGGUAAACCUCUGUACAUUGACAAUGGACCCAUCAACUUGUGGUCUAGUUUUAGUGUUGUUGAGCUGACUGAGAUAGUCAGACAGAAGGAUGGUGUUUUUGCACAGCUGUUGAACAGAGUUAGAACUCGUUCAAAGGGUACCCCCAUGCUGCAGAGUGACGUAGACAUUUUGAAAAAUUGUGAAACCGGUGAAGUCAGCCCAGCUUUACACAUUUUCCCAACAAAUAUGCAAGUAAAUGGGCACAAUACUCUGCAGUUAAGGGAGACCUGUCUCGACUAUGUCGAGAUAAAUGCUAAAGAUUACGUGAAUAGCAAGAAAAUAGGGAACCUUGAGCUGAAAGGUCGACAUCAUGCCAACACUUCUCACACAUGUUUGGCUGAGAAGUUGUUGCUUGGCAGAGAUGCACGGGUGAUGUUGAUCAAAAAUAUCGAUGUAAUGGAUGGUCUAGUGAAUGGUGUUUGUGGCACUGUAACAGACAUAAUUAGGUCAGAGACUAGUGACUUUCCUCUUAAAAUCUAUGUGAAGUUUGAUGACGAGCAUGUGGGUGCACAGAGGAGGAAGGAGUCACCAAAUGUUCCCAUAGAUUUAAUUGGUUCUACAGCCAUUGAACCAGAAGAGGAAAGGGCUACAAAAAAUGGUGGCAUGAGACGACAGUUUCCCCUUAAAUUGGCAUGGGCUGUUACAGUACACAAAGUUCAGGGAAUUACUGUUGAUGAAGCUGUGGUUUGUCUUGAGAGGGUAUUUUCAGCUGGGCAAGCCUAUGUUGCAUUAAGUCGUGUUAGAAAUUUGUCAGGAUUGAUAAUUCAAGAUUUCAAAGAGAAAGCAAUAUAUUGCAAGGACGACAUUAAGGAUGCAAUUCAGAAUAUGCCCAAAUUCCCGAUAAAAAAUGUAUUCACAGAACACAGAUCAAGUAAACAAACAUUCACUGUGUUCUUGAUGAAUGUACAAAAUUUAACUCUUCACCUUGCAGAUUUGGCAACAUGUACACAGCAUUUGCAGCUUAACUGUAUUGCUGUUACAGAAACAUGGCUACCAGCUUCUCCACAAGCCCAAACACUAAACAUUGAUGGCUAUACUUUUCAUAGUUGUCCUCGCAGUUCGUCCUAUUCUAGCAACAAUCUGGCCUUAAUUGCUUUGCAAGGACAACAACAUGGUGGAGUGGGCAUGUACACUUCAAACAGUGUGGCAUAUGAAAGACUCCAAAUGCUUGAUGUAAAUUUAGAAUGUUUAAUUUUUAAAAUCAUUAGUUAUGAGAUAUUGGUAGCCGUGAUUUACAGACCACCUUCAUAUCCCAUGUCUUUGUUUAAAGAACAUCUCGGCAAAUUAAUUGAUUGGCUAGAUCCACAGUGUGAAACUAUCACAAUCAUGGGAGAUUUCAAUGAUGACAUUUUAAAAUCAUCAUCAAUCUGCAAAUUUGUAACUGACAGAGGCUUUGUUCAGGACGUCUCAGAACCAACCACAGAGAGAGGUACUUUAAUAGAUCAUGUGUAUUUAAAGUCCUCACAGUAUGUUGUUGGGUCUGUUGUUUGUCCCACUUACUUUAGUGAUCAUGAGGGGAUUUUGUGUACUUUGACGGUUGUAGAUGAUGAUGAUGAGGAACUGUAA